This is a messenger RNA of Andrographis paniculata, 1809 nucleotides long. RefSeq lists its product as uncharacterized. The record is from RefSeq and is a predicted model, not a curated record. The transcript has 5 exons. Gene Ontology annotation, cellular component: mitochondrial outer membrane. NCBI's taxonomy places the organism in Eukaryota, Viridiplantae, Streptophyta, Magnoliopsida, Lamiales, Acanthaceae. Gene Ontology annotation, molecular function: ATP binding; ATP hydrolysis activity. Bases 109 to 1287 code for a protein of 392 amino acids.
UGUCUUCCAAGCUUCUCUGUUCUUUCUCUCCCCUCAAAUUCCAAUCCUCACUUACACCUCCAAACCCGUAUCUCUCAACCAGAAAUCUCCGACUGCACCAAAACGAAAAUGAGAAGCGGAUCAGGGGAGACGAAAUUCGUACAGGAACUGAUUCUCUACGCUGCCAGCGCUGCUCUCAGCUGUUUGGUACUCUUCGUCGGCCUCAAGCAUCUCGACCCCAACCGCGACGCUGCUAAGAAAGCAAUCGAGCACAAGAAGGAAAUCGCCAAGCGUUUAGGCCGUCCUCUUGUUCAGACUAAUCCUUAUGAGGAUAUUGUGGCUUGUGAUGUAGUCAAUCCAGACCAUAUAGACGUGAAAUUUGAUUCCAUUGGCGGAUUGGAUGCCAUUAAACAAUCAUUAUACGAGUUAGUUAUUCUUCCAUUGCAAAGACCUGAGUUGUUCUCUCAUGGAAAGCUUCUUGGUCCGCAAAAAGGGGUGUUAUUAUAUGGACCACCGGGCACUGGGAAGACGAUGCUUGCCAAAGCAAUUGCAAAAGAAUCAGGAGCUGUUUUUAUUAAUGUGAGAAUAUCCAAUUUGAUGAGCAAAUGGUUCGGUGAUGCACAGAAGCUAGUGGCUGCUGUAUUCAGCUUGGCAUACAAACUACAGCCAGCUAUUAUUUUUAUUGAUGAAGUAGAUAGCUUUUUGGGCCAGCGGAAAUCGACAGAUCAUGAAGCACUAACUAACAUGAAAACUGAAUUUAUGGCAUUGUGGGAUGGUUUCACCACAGAUCAACAUGCUCGUGUAAUGGUUCUUGCUGCCACUAAUCGUCCAUCAGAACUUGAUGAAGCAAUUCUCAGGCGUCUUCCUCAGGCAUUUGAAAUCGGGAUUCCUGAUCGUAGGGAGAGGGUUUCGAUACUAAAAGUGAUAUUAAAGGAUGAGAAGGUUGAAGAUAACAUUGACUAUGAUUACAUAGCUACUCUAUGUGAGGGGUAUACUGGUUCUGAUCUUCUUGAGAUAUGCAAAAAGGCUGCAUAUUUUCCAAUCCGAGACUUACUUAAUGACGAGAAAAGUGGAAAAUCAUCUCAGGAGCCAAGGUCGUUAUCCCAAUCAGAUUUGGAGAGAGUCAUUGCCACAACAACCAAAACAAAGGUCGCUGCAAAUGAGUACAGCAGAUUAAGCUCACAAGGAUUGGGAUGGCCGAGACAGAGGGAACCAGACGAUUAUCAAGUCCAAGCUGCUAUCAAUGAGCUAUCCAAGCUCGUUGUUUCCCAAAUUCUGAAUCUUCAAUCAGACAAUCAGGAUUCUUAAUAUUCACAGGAUGGAUGGUAUGGAUCAUAAUUUUGUUGUAGGGUUGUUUCCAUUGGCAUUUGCAUAUAUGAAAUUAAGCAGAGCAAGUAUUUAUGGCCACUCCUUAAUCAUAUGUUAUUAUGUUUGAUCUUCUCUUCUAAGUACUAUAUGCUUAUAGGGCCCAUCAUCAUAUUGUUGGUCUGCUGUCCAUUGUCGUCGUCACUCUCUUGCAUUCACUGAUGACACGUCCCAAUUUUGACGGCAGUGUCAUUCAUAUGUUGAUGACAAGUAAGUUGUUUUUAUGCCUCGACGGCUUGCGUAAACUUAUUUCGAGUUGAAUGAUGUCGGAAAGAAAGAAAUAAGGUAUAUGUACAUCACUCACCUAUGUUAGGCAGAUUACUAAUGUAAUUGUGUCGUGUAUCUUCUGGAAAUUCAGAUUCUUAAUUUUGCCUUAUCUGUAGCACUCAAUUGUGAUUAGGUACACAAACUCAGGUAGUCUAAUUUUGUAUUGGAUUCUAGUUUUAAUGGAAAAACUUUAAAACA